CCGUACCUACUAUGCGCACCGGACGCAGAAGUAUAAAUUGGCCUUUAUGUUUCCAUUAUCAUUCAGACAAUGCUUUUAAUGAUAAGCGGCAAUAUCAAGGUGAAUUAAAUUGAAAAUGCAAAUUUGAAUGUGAUUCAACAAAACCCGAUGGUUUCCCUUCUUUUCUUCAGGGUUUUUAUUGAUUGAGGAAAUGGCACGUGGACAAGAAGAGAAUGCAGCACUAUGGGGCAAACCUAGUCAGUCAUCAACUUUUGCAGGCUCUGGACCUAAAAUGGCUCUUGAUGGAUUGUUAAACAGCUGGACCCACACUAAUGAAGAGACCAACCCAUGGUGGAGAGUGGAUCUACUGAAAGUAUACAGAGUAAACAGAGUGACCAUCACUAAUAGACCGACUUUUGCUGACAGGAUAAAUGGAGCGGUGAUUCGUAUCGGGAACUUUCUUGACAUUUAUAGCAACACCAUAUGUGGUGUGAUUUCUACUCUUGCAGCCGGUGCCACGGCCACUUUCUCAUGCGGUGGGAUGGUGGGACGUUAUAUGGUUGUUCAUAUUAUUGGACAGCUGAAGAUUCUUAGUCUUGGUGAAGCUGGAGUCUACGGGACUUUGGCAGGAAAUCGGGCAGUAGGAGGAGCCACUAUGCAGUCAUCAACAUCUGCAGACUGGUUUGCUGAAAAGGCCAUUGAUGGUAAUCGAGGUCUCCAGCAGUUGUAUACGGGAUGUUCCUCAACACUAAAUGAGACUAACCCGUGGUGGAGGCUGGAUCUGCGUGAUGUCUACCGAGUUAGUGAAGUGAUCAUCACUAAUAGAAAAGAAUGUUGUGCAGAACGGAUUAACGGAGCAGAGAUUCGCAUCGGAAACUCUUUGGAGAACAAUGGUACCAACAAUCCCAUAUGUGCUGUUAUUCCUGAUAUUCCAGCAGGAGAGUCCAACAACUACUCGUGUUAUAGAUUGGAGGGACGUUAUGUGAUUAUUCAUAUUCCUGGAGAGUGGAAGAUUCUUACUCUUUGUGAGGUUGAAGUCUACGGGUAUUUGGCAGAAAAUCUGGCGGUAGCUGGAACUGCUAUACAGUCGUCAACAUCUGCGGACUGGUUUGCUGAAAAGGCCAUUGAUCGAGGUCUCCAGCAGUUGUAUACAGGAUGCUCCUCAACCAUUCCUGAGAAUAACCCGUGGUGGAGGCUGGAUCUGCAUCAUAUUUACAGAGUUAGUAAAGUGGUCAUCACUAAUAGAAAAGAUUGCUGUGCAGAACGAAUAAACGGAGCAGAGAUUCGCAUCGGAAACUCUUUGGAGAAUAACGGCACCAACAAUCCCAUAUGUGCUGUUAUUCCUGCUAUUCCAGCAGGUGAGUCCUACAGCUACUCAUGUGAUGGGAUGGAGGGACGUUACGUGAAUCUGAUCAUUCCUGGAGACAUGAAGACACUCACUCUCUGUGAGGUGAAGAUCUAUGGAGAAGGUCCCUUUUUAAAAAGAUCAUUUAUAAAACUGAUGUUUCACUCCAGCAAAGAUUUGACUGACUCUACAAUGAGAGAAAGCAUUCUGAAACAGUUGGGAUCUGCUCUGGCUGAUAGAGGAUUCACAGACUUGACAUUGACUUGGUCACAAACCCCUAAACAGGAAGUGAUGCAGAAUGUGAAAGCUGGCAAAAGUCGCUGUGAUACAAGAAAAUAAUGCCCUGGAAAUCAACAUUCGUUGACUCACUAAAUACAUAUUCAAUAAAUUUCUUGAUAAAUUUCUUCAUAAAACCAGGCAAUUCUAUGUAAAAAGUCAGAAUUUUGAGAUAAUAAGUAACAAUUACCUUGUUUUAUUUAUUUUUUUCAGUGGUGGAAACAGACUUUCAUAAUUAUUACUUGUUUACAAAGUAAAAACCUUAAAACUAUUGUGCUUCAUUGUUACUCUUGAUUUAAAUCUAAGAACUUUUAAACAUCUUGUUUAAUUGUGUAAUGUCAACAAAGCACUAGAAAAU
Cyprinus carpio (common carp) is the source of this 1958-nucleotide messenger RNA. Its product is annotated as fucolectin-6-like. Lineage: Eukaryota; Metazoa; Chordata; Actinopteri; Cypriniformes; Cyprinidae. The record is from RefSeq and is a predicted model, not a curated record.